Molecule: messenger RNA, 4221 nt
Organism: Rhipicephalus sanguineus (brown dog tick)
Lineage: Eukaryota; Metazoa; Arthropoda; Arachnida; Ixodida; Ixodidae
Product: serine/arginine repetitive matrix protein 2
Exons: 20
Coding region: 655-3939 (1094 amino acids)
Molecular function (GO): protein binding; nucleic acid binding
Source: RefSeq, a predicted model, not a curated record
UCCCAUAAGCCAUCGCGCCGCUGAUGGUUGUUGAUGUCGUAUUUACGGUAUUCACUGUGAGGCUUUAGGGCUGAGGAAAGCGUUUUUUUCUUCGUUCAGCGUUGGCACGUCGUCGAGAAAUACAAGCGUUUGCCGUAUGAACCAGUGUCGUGUUUCGCCCUUCAUCGGAGGAUUCAUACCAUUCAUACCGUGCAGUUCUGCUUAGAUUCAGCGAUAUUUCAAAUAUGAUUGUAGGCAAAUACUGUGCAAGCGGGUGUCCCUUAUUUGACUGCCAAAGGCAAAGAAAAAUGGAGCGGCCUCUUAAUGAGUGCUUAGGUGUUACGUGACUGAACGAGGGGUGGUAGGCACACCACGCUGUGUGCAUGAUGUGCUUUGUUGGUCUUUUAAGCGGAAAAUAGAUCCCAGCACAGGAAUCAAAUGUGUGGACAAAAGAGAAUGCAAUCACCCUGUCAAACUUCAUAUAUUCAAGGAAGCUUGAUAUCUGUAAUAAAUGUUUGCCUCUUUGACAGACAGCUGGUGCUGAAAGGCAACAUAUUUUUCAUGUGUGAUGUUGUUCUUGUUUCUUGAAAACAGGGUCUUGAGAAACAAGGCAUCAAACUACGAACUUGUCAGCAGGGCCCCAGCGGAGGUGACGAGGGCGACUCUGAGGUCGAGAUGGAGCCUCAGCUGCUGAAGCAGCCUCUGCUCAACUAUGGCCAGGAGUUGCUGACUGCCCUCAAGGAGGAACAGGGCAUCGAGCGUGUAGGCUUUGCUCUGCAGGGAAUCAGCCGUGCUGAUCUGCAGGCCAGCAAGCAGCGCGACACCAAGGAUCCACUGCUUCAGGAUCCAGCCAAACGGUCAAAGUUCAUCCGUUUUCUGGCACACAAGGCGGACAUGCUGUACAAGACCUGGGACUCUGUGCCUGUGUGUGCCACAACAGAUGGCGAAAAUGAAGAGCUUUGUGCUGUCAUGCCUCCAUUGGAGAGCUUCAUGAGCGUGCCUGCCAGUGAACGGAAGAAACACUUUUUCGAGUGCCUGAAGAAAGGCGACACAGUGAUUGGCCAAGUGAGCGGCAAGCAGGAGAAUGGCCUCUUUGUCACCGUGGUCUGCAUGGAUGGAGGUCUGCGCCGCGAGAUUCACGAUCUCGCCAUUAAGGCCUUCUGCCCUCUGAAUCAGGUGCCCACAUUCUCGGCUCACGAAAGCCCAUUUGAUGUGUUUCAAACCAAGGACCUUGUUAGAGCUGUUGUGAUCAGCUGCUCUUCUGAAUCUGAGCGCAUCAUUCUGUCCAUGAAGCCAGAUGCACUUCCUGCAGACCAGCAACACCUGAUGAAGCUGGGUUUGGUUACUGAGGAAGAGGUCCCUUCCCACCACAAGCGGCUGAUGAGCACUCAUGGCCGCUCAUAUCAAGAAGUCCUUGAGCGAACCAUUGGUUUCAAUAACCCUACUACUGCUAGCCAUCUCUGUUCGGCUUUGGGAAUACCGUCUUGGAGGCAGGCAUCUCUUACCAAGGCUCUGCAUAUGAAAGAAUACUCCAAAGAAGAGUAUGCAACAGCUCUGCGGAAGGCCCAGUCAUCCAAGUGGGCCUACAAGAGAUGUGACGUAAGCAGCUUCCUGAAAGAUGGAGUGAUGCAUUUCAAGGCUGGCAACCACAGUGAGGCAUUUGCCUGCCUCAACAAGGCCCUCCAGAUCGACCCCGAGAACGUGGAGGCGCUGGUGGCACGUGGCGCUCUGUUCGCGAAUAACAGCAACUUGCGACGUGCCCUGGAAGACUUCGAGCAGGCCCUGACCUUGAAUCCAAACCACCCCAAUGCCCGCAAGUACAUGUCCGAGACUCUGGUCGCCCUUGGACGCUACUACGAGGAGAGGGGUGACUUGGAAGGUGCGGUCAAGACGUACAAGAAGGCUGUGAAAGUGAACUUGAGCAACACAGAUGCCCGGGAAGCCCUUAUUGCCAUGGAAGUGAAGGAGCGCAAGAAGGAGGCCGAGCCCUUGGUGUCCCAAGACACCCGGUCUCUGUCAAGCCAGGCGUCGCUGCUUGCUGAACUUCAAGGAGAGAUGGGCAAGCCCAAAGACACCCGAGAAAAGCUGCGUCUUCUGCUUAAGGAUGAAGUGGAGAAAAAGCACAAGAAGCGGCGCCGUCAUCGUAGUUCAUCAUCAUCAUCCUGGUCAUCUUCUUCCUCGUCAGGAGCAUCUUCACGUUCUUCUUCAUCUAGUGGUUACAAACGCCACAGUCGCAGGCACCAUCGCUCAAGAAGAUCUCGCAAGGACCGCAAGGAAAGCAAAGCUGAGCGGCACCGUGGCUCCAAGAAAAAGCGCAAGUCACGUGAUGGCCACCGUGCCAACACCAGCCCACCUCCUGAAGAAGCUGCUCCAGCCACCACUGGCACCACUGUUCCUGGCGGUACAGCUUCAGAAAGCUACUGGAAGGAUGAGCCUGCUGUGGUGCUUUCUUCGCCCCCUAUAGAGGCAGCCACCUCUAAAGCUGCUCCGCAACGCAGCUCCUUGUCACCAUUGUCGAAGAAACUGGCGCAUCUUUAUGAGGAUGAGGACGAGGCGGAGAUACUAAAAGCGAGUCGUGUUGAUGACCACGGUGAGCUGUCACCCAAGGUCACCUUCCUGAUGAAGUCCAGCCAGGAGAUACAGGCACCACGUCUGUUCAAUGUCGACCCCAAGUCGGCUGCAGCGAGCACGGCAUACUACGAGCGUAAGGACCGCUCGUCUGAGUCGGCGAGAGCCCCGUCAGCCGAGCCGGCACAGUUGGCGCCGCGCAUUGAGUCGGUGGUGAAGCGCACAGAGCCGGCACCCGAGCGCAAGGGUAUCGAGUUCAAGUGGAAGGCCGUCAAAAAGCCGCUGGCACAUGCAGGUGACAGCCACGAAGAAGGAUCGGUGAGCUCAGUUGAGCACCGCGACGAUGUACCACAGCCGUCGCGAGGGGUUGAUGACAAGGCGACGGCAUCCAGCCAUGAGGAAGGCUCUAUCCACUCAGACUCUGAACCGGCCAAGCGCAAGAAGGACCGGUCAAGCAGCCGUGAGAGUAGUCCCAAGGACGAUGACGAUGAGGGCAAGAGUAAACGCAAGCUGCGUCGCCGCUCGCGUGCAGACUCCGAGAGCUACUCGUCAUCUGGCCGCUCCAAGUCACCCGUGCGGAGGCGUCGCAGCAGCCGGCGCAGUGCUGAUCACUCGGAUGACUAUUCGUCGGAUCGUUCAAGUGUAGCGUCCCGGGGCCGCCGCCGCCGUAGCAGCCGUGGUGGCCGGAGCUCGGAUAGCUCACGUGACGACUCACGACGCCGACGGUACUCUUCGGAGGACUCGCGUGACGGUCGCCGCCGCAGCCGCAGCUACAGCUCGGACACAGACGGCUCGCACCGGCGCCAUUCACCCAUGCGGCGCGGAGGUUACCGGCCCUACUACUACAACAACCGGGGUGGCUACUACAAGGGCAACUUCAACAACCGCCGCUACAAUAACUAUCGUGGCGGCUACCAGAAUAACCGCUACUUCAGGGGUGGCCGUGGAGGACGCCGUCCAUUUAGGCCCUACUACAACAACCGGACGUCACCACGCUCCUACUACAACAGUGGCGGGGGUGGCAGCUACCAGCGAAGCAGUUACAGCCGUGACCGGCGCUCCGACUCGGAGACUCCACAAGACCGAUCCUUCUGCCCGCCGUGGAAGCGACGCAACCCCAUUGUGAGCCGUGCGCCUGAUGCUGAGGAGCUGAAGAAGCUGCGGGAGGCAGCAGCACAGCGAGCACAGGAGAAGCAGGAACUGGCGGCAGCCGAGGGCGGUGCUAGCACCAGCACACAACGCAUUAAUAAGGCAACCAUUAUCCGCAACUGGCUGGACGAUGGCGACUCGCGGUCCCCACCACGGGCGAGCAGCCCACGCAAGAAGGAGGAUGCACCACCACUACCACCACCGCUUCCAACAGACGCCCCACCGCUACCAGAGGGCGACUGAGCAACUGGGGUUAUUCGCCUUUCUUCAUAUCAUCAAAGGCGCCAAACUCAUCAGGCAUUCUUUGGAACAAGCGUUAGCUGGGUCUGCAAGGAAAAGAAGGGGGCCUUUCAUAUUAUGCUAUGUUUGGCUAGCCAUGGCCGCUGUCAUUGCUCCUCUUUAGAAAAUACUGCAGAGAGCAAGCUCACUUUUACUUUUGUUUCCUCCCAUUCCUGCACGCAGUCUGUAUCCACGACAUUUGCUUUCUUUGUCCUUGUACAUAGAACAAUAAAAUGUUUACGUGCA